Messenger RNA from Oryzias latipes (Japanese medaka), 1160 nucleotides. RefSeq names its product outer mitochondrial membrane lipid metabolism regulator OPA3 (gene opa3). Gene Ontology annotation, biological process: regulation of lipid metabolic process. NCBI's taxonomy places the organism in Eukaryota, Metazoa, Chordata, Actinopteri, Beloniformes, Adrianichthyidae. The record is from RefSeq and is a predicted model, not a curated record. Gene Ontology annotation, cellular component: mitochondrion.
AAGCUGCGCAGACUGCAGAUAUUUUGGCUCCAAGUCCAGCCCACUCAUGCGCUCUGCCAGCCUGUAACCCGACCCAGGUGUUCCUGCCGCAGCUGGUCCAGACCUGUCAAUCUAUAUACGUCACAGCGUGACCUCUACGUGCCCCGCCCCCACUGAGAUAAAGUGCUUCCGCUAAGAUGGUCGUCGGUGCCUUUCCCAUCGCCAAGCUCCUCUACCUCGGAGUGAGGCAGAUGAGCAAGCCCGUGGCGAACCGGAUAAAAGCCGGGGCCCGGAGGAGCGAGUUCUUUAAAAACUACAUCUGUCUCCCACCAGCGCAACUUUAUCACUGGAUCGAGAUGAGAACGAAGAUGCGGAUCAUGGGCUUUCGGGGCUCCACCGUCAAACCGCUGAAUGAGGAGGCAGCCGCAGAGCUGGGCGCAGAGCUGCUGGGGGAGGCCAUCAUCUUCCUCAUCGGUGGCGGUUGCAUGGUGUUGGAGUACAGCAGGCAGGCUGCUAACUCUCGCCGCAAGGAGGAGGAGCUAAACGAGACCAUGAUCAGUCUACAGACUCAAAUAGGGGAGUUAACACUAAUAACAGAGACUUUAGAUGCUCAGCUGAGGGAAGUUAACAGGCUGGUUCUCUCCCUUCCUGCCCCUGCUCCCACAAAAAAGUGAUUAGAGUCGCCGCUUUACAUACUGUUGAUCUGUGUGUGUUGAAAGAAUGAAACUGUAGGCUAUUAGCUUGACUCACUGGGUUUCAGUGCACUUGUGGAGUUUUAACCAGUCAUUUGCUCACUUUGAGCUAGUAGUUUUAAAAGCAUCACUAUGAUAUUCAUAGGGAUUCUAUCUGGUUGACUUUGCAUUCGACAUUGGGUGUACAGCGCUGUGUAAAGGUAAUAUAUUUUGUGACAUUAGCAUAUUUCUUCAUCUUUUUAAUCCAGUGAUGCAGUCGGAAUGCUGUAAAUAUUCAUUUGCAGUUAAAAGUUGGAAAAACCAUAACUACGCAUAACAUUUCACAAAGUUAUCUUUAAAAAUGAACCUGUCUGUAAAGUUUCUUGUAUUGUAAUUUUCUUUUUCUGUCAUGUAAAACAAAAACUGGAUUUAAAAAAAUGGAGUGAGAUGAGCUGCUUUACUAUGUUGUUAAUGUGAUAUGAAGCCAACAGAACAUAAACAAAUGCCAAA